Messenger RNA from Carassius auratus (goldfish), 1041 nucleotides. Its product is annotated as olfactory receptor 10A2-like. NCBI's taxonomy places the organism in Eukaryota, Metazoa, Chordata, Actinopteri, Cypriniformes, Cyprinidae. The record is from RefSeq and is a predicted model, not a curated record. Bases 64 to 1041 code for a protein of 325 amino acids. Gene Ontology annotation, molecular function: olfactory receptor activity; odorant binding; G protein-coupled receptor activity. Gene Ontology annotation, biological process: detection of chemical stimulus involved in sensory perception of smell; G protein-coupled receptor signaling pathway. The transcript has a single exon. Gene Ontology annotation, cellular component: membrane.
GUUUCUCGCCCACUAAGAGUAGAGCACACUGCAAGGAAGCCAAGUCGUAAAAAAAGGACAGCCAUGCAAAACACCAGCAACUCCAUCAUUCAGCCUGUAGGAUUUUACAUUGUUGCACUGAGUUCAAUGCCUUACAGUAAUAUCUAUGUCAUGUUCCUCACUCUGCUUUAUGUGAUCACAGUCAUGUGCAAUGUCUUUCUGAUCACCAUCAUUUUCUAUGACCACCGUCUUCAUGUCCCAAAGUUCAUGGCUGUUGGUAAUCUAGCUUUGGUUGAUAUUGUACUCAGUACCUCUCUUGUGCCUGGCAUGAUCAAAACUUACAUUGUUCUGGACAAUUUUGUGCCAUUCAAACUGUGCCUUGUGCAAAUGUACACUUAUUAUGUUUUUUUAACACUCGAACCAUUAUCCUUAUGUAUUCUCUCUUAUGACAGGUUCAUUGCAAUCUGUUUCCCUCUAAGACAAGACAAUAUAAAUACAAACACCAGAAUGGUUUAUAUAGUCUGUGCAGCUUGGUUCUUUUGUAUUGUUAUAAUUCUGUAUCCUGUUGCAUCCAUCCCAUCUCUGUCCUUUUGUGGCUCUCUCAAGGUCAACAGCUAUUUUUGUGAUUAUGCUCCUGUUUUAAGACUCGCUUGUAGCGAUACAACAUCCCAGUGGAAUUUUGCAACUGCUUUAACUAUAAUAUUCAAUGCUGUACCUUUGACUUUUAUUUUCUUGACCUACAUGGGUAUUCUGACCGCUGUGUUCAGAAUGAAAAAUAAUCAGAGCCGUUAUAAGGCGCUGGCCACAUGCUCAGAGCACCUCAUAUUAGUGACCCUUUUCUUCAUUCCUAUUGUAAUCAUCUUCAGUCUUGGAUUUUUUGGAAUUAUUAUAAACUCAAAUGUAAGAACAGUGUGCUUGUCUCUGUCAUCCCUUCUCACACCCUGCAUCAAUCCCAUCCUCUACUCACUGAAAACUAAAGAGAUUCGAAGCAGGAUUCAUUCAUUGGUAACCCAGAGACUGUCUGUUCAUCCUCUAAAAAUACACAUUAAUGUACAACAUUGA